AGCCGCCGGGGCUCAGCGGCGGCCCUGAGAUGGCGGCCGCGGGGCAGCGGCAGCAGCAACGGCGGCGGCUCGGGGCGCCGGGGGGGCUGCGUCGCUCCUAAUCGGCGUCGGGCCCCCGUGCCAUGGGGACGAGCCGCGGCGGGCGGCUGGCCUGAGGCGGCGACAGCGGAGGGAGCGGUGACAGCCCAGCGGGGGGCCCCGCCGCGGGGGCCGCGACCCGCGCCGCCGGGGAUGUGGCGGUGGGUCCGGCAGCAGCUGGGUUUUGACCCACCGCAUCAAAGCGAUACACGAACUAUUUAUAUAGCAAAUCGUUUUCCUCAGCAUGGCCAUUAUGUUCCUCAGAAAUUUGCAGACAACAGAAUCAUAUCAUCCAAGUAUACAGUGUGGAAUUUUGUUCCAAAAAACUUAUUUGAGCAGUUCAGAAGAGUAGCCAACUUUUAUUUUCUGAUCAUAUUUUUGGUUCAGCUCAUGAUAGAUACCCCUACCAGUCCUAUUACCAGUGGAUUGCCAUUAUUCUUUGUCAUAACUGUGACAGCCAUAAAACAGGGUUAUGAAGACUGGCUACGGCAUAAAGCAGACAAUGAAGUAAACGGUGCUCCAGUUUAUGUUGUUCGAAGUGGUGGACUUGUAAAAACUAGAUCUAAAAACAUUCGGGUUGGGGACAUUGUGAGAGUAGCCAAAGAUGAGACUUUUCCUGUUGAUCUGGUGCUUCUAUCUUCUGAUCGAGUGGACGGUUCGUGCCAUGUUACUACAGCAAGUUUGGAUGGCGAGACAAAUCUUAAGACACAUGUUGCAGUCCCAGAAACAGCAGUGUUACAGUCUGUUGCCAACCUGGACAAACUUGUAGCUGUUAUAGAAUGUCAGCAGCCAGAAGCAGAUCUAUACAGAUUUGUUGGAAGAAUAACUAUAAGUCAACAAAUUGAGGAAAUAGUACGACCUCUUGGGCCUGAAAGUCUCUUACUUCGUGGAGCAAGAUUAAAAAACACUAAAGAAAUAUUUGGUGUUGCAGUGUAUACAGGUAUGGAGACAAAGAUGGCAUUAAAUUACAAGAGUAAAUCUCAGAAACGGUCAGCAGUAGAAAAGUCUAUGAAUUCCUUUUUGAUUAUUUAUCUAAUAAUCCUCCUCUUUGAAGCCAUUCUGAGUACUAUUUUAAAGUAUGCAUGGCAGGCUGAAGAAAAGUGGGAUGAGCCUUGGUAUAAUGGAAAAACAGAGCAUGAAAGGAACAGCAGUAAGAUUCUGAGAUUUAUUUCAGAUUUCCUUGCUUUUCUGGUACUUUACAAUUUUAUUAUACCUAUUUCACUUUAUGUGACUGUUGAGAUGCAGAAAUUUCUUGGGUCUUUUUUUAUUGGCUGGGAUCUUGACCUCUAUCAUGAAGAAACAAACCAGAGAGCGCAAGUAAAUACUUCAGACCUCAACGAGGAAUUGGGACAGGUAGAGUAUGUGUUUACAGACAAAACCGGUACAUUAACUGAAAAUGAGAUGCAGUUUCGGGAGUGCUCCAUUAAUGGCAUAAAGUACCAGGAGGUCAAUGGUAAACUAACUCCAGAGGGGUUUUCUGAAGAUUCUCCAGAUGGAAAUAUGCAUAGUUUGAUGAAAGAGGAAGAACUCUUCUUGAAAGCAGUUUGUCUUUGUCAUACAGUACAGAUCAAUGCAGAUCAAACAGAUGGUGCUGAUGGUCCCUGGCAUGCCAAUGGAAUAGCAUCCCCUUUGGAGUAUUAUGCUUCUUCACCAGAUGAGAAAGCUUUAGUUGAAGCAGCAAGCCGGGUUGGAGUAGUAUUUACUGGAACUAGUGGGGACAGCAUGGAAGUAAAAAGUCUUGGAAAACCAGAAAGGUAUAGGUUGCUUCAUGUCUUGGAGUUCGAUCCAAAUCGCAGACGAAUGAGUGUCAUUGUAGAGAGUCCCUCAGGAGAAAAGCUUUUAUUCACAAAGGGAGCAGAAUCUUCUAUUCUUCCUCGUAGUAAGAGUGGAGAAAUAGACAAAACAAGGGUACACGUGGAUGAAUUUGCUUUGAAAGGACUAAGAACUCUGUGUGUAGCCUAUAGAAAAUUCACACCGGAAGAAUACCAGGAAAUUGGAAAACGCCUUCAUGAGGCCAGGACUGCUUUACAACAACGGGAAGAAAGAUUAGCAGAUGUAUUCAACUUCAUAGAAAGGGAUCUGGAAUUACUUGGAGCUACAGGAGUAGAAGACAAACUGCAGGAGAAAGUCCAAGAAACUAUAGAAGCACUCAGAUUGGCUGGUAUCAAAGUGUGGGUUCUCACUGGAGAUAAGCACGAAACGGCUGUUAGUGUCAGUUUAUCAUGUGGACACUUUCAUAGAACCAUGAACAUCCUUGAACUUGUGCAGCACAAAUCAGACAGUACAUGCGCAGAGCAACUGAGGCAGCUAGCCAGGAGAAUAAAGGAAGACCAUGUUAUCCAGCAUGGCCUGGUUGUGGAUGGGACCAGCCUCUCUCUUGCACUCAGGGAACAUGAAAAACUGUUCAUGGAAGUUUGUAAAAACUGUUCUGCAGUGUUGUGCUGUCGCAUGGCACCCCUUCAGAAAGCAAAGGUAGUGCGACUGUUAAAAACAUCUCCAGAAAAACCUAUAACAUUAGCGAUUGGUGAUGGUGCUAAUGAUGUGAGCAUGAUACAAGAAGCACAUGUUGGCAUAGGAAUCAUGGGCAAGGAAGGAAGACAAGCUGUAAGAAAUAGUGACUAUGCAAUAGCACGGUUUAAAUUCCUCUCCAAGUUGCUUUUUGUUCACGGACACUUUUACUAUAUUAGAAUAGCAACCCUUGUACAGUACUUUUUUUAUAAGAAUGUGUGCUUUAUUACACCACAAUUUUUAUAUCAGUUCUUCUGUUUGUUUUCACAACAAACACUCUAUGACAGUGUGUACCUGACCUUGUACAAUAUUUGUUUCACUUCCUUGCCUGUCCUCAUCUACAGUCUUUUUGAACAGCAUGUGCAUCCGCAUGUAUUACAGAGUAAACCUGUGCUCUAUCGAGACAUCAGUAAAAAUGCUCAUCUAGGGUAUAAACCAUUUCUUUACUGGACGAUCUUGGGCUUCUUUCAUGCAUUAAUUUUCUUUUAUGGCUCGUAUCUUCUAAUGGGAGAAGACACUUCACUGCUGGGAAAUGGCCAGAUGUUUGGAAACUGGACAUUUGGUACUUUGGUCUUCACCGUUAUGGUUAUAACUGUUACGAUGAAGAUGGCACUAGAAACUCACUUCUGGACAUGGAUAAACCAUUUUGUUACUUGGGGAUCCAUUGUAUUUUAUUUCAUAUUCUCCUUAUUUUAUGGGGGAAUUAUCUGGCCAUUUUUACAUACCCAGGAUAUGUACUUUGUAUUUGUUCAACUGUUGUCAAGUGGUUCUGCUUGGUUUGCCAUAAUCCUCAUAGUAGUUGCUUGUUUGUUUCUUGAUGUUGUGAAGAAAGUUCUGUACCGACAUCUACAACCAACGAGUACUGAAAAAGCUCAGCUUACUGAGACAAGUUCAGGUAUCAACUGCUUGGACUCCAUGUGCUGCUUCUCAGAUGGGGAAACAGCAUGCACAUCUGUUAGAAGAAUGCUGGAACGACUAAUGGGAAGAUGUAGUCCAACCCGGGUCAACAGGUGUGGAAUUUCUCUCAAUAGCCUUUGCUGCAGACGAUUCUCCUAUAAACUGGAACCUGAUGAGCCUGCAGCUAUAGCUGUCUAGCAAACCAGCUGCAGGUUUUGUUUAUUUAAGUAGGAAAUGCAACACUUUAUUGUACUUUAUUCAUCCUCCAAGCUAAGUUUCUUGCUUCUUUUUGAGUGCUUUCUUUUGGGAUGGGGAGGGGGAAAAAUGGUUUUCAAAAAAUUUCUGUUAAAAUGUUUAGUUUGGCUUAGUACAAGUUCUUGCAUUGUAUCUAUCAUAAUUUCUCUUGAUUUUUUUUUUGUACAUUCUUCUCUUUAGAUAAUCAAGCCUCGCUGCUGCUUUUAUUCUCCUGUUUUAUGAUUUUUUGCCUUCACGAAUCAGGAGUUGUUUGUAAAGUCGAAAGACUUUUCCCCUUGGUUCUUGAUGUACAACCUCCAAAUAUUUACCUUGGAGCUUGAAUUACUCCUGAAGAUAUAGAAAAGGCUCACACCCCCUCCUUGAAUAUAACUUUAUUGUUAUAAGGAAAGUCUUUAAUCUUGCAGCCAUUGAUUGAUAUGGAGAUGAAAUAUUUUUGUAGUAUAACUUUUAUAAUCUAUUUCUAAAAUCAGUGUAAUUGACAGAACAGAGCCAUCAGGUUCUAAGAAUUUUAAACGUUUUUUCAGUUCUAGAAGGUAUAUUGUCAAAAUCAUGUGUGCCAUUCCAAAGUAUGUGCUAAAUAAAUCUUUUCAUUCACAAACCACAUGUGAAACAAACCUCAGUGGGAUAAAAGCAUGUUAGAGUAAUCAGAUACUUCUGAGGAACGACACCAUUCUUGCAGUGAGCUAAACUGUGGGGGGAAAAAGCUCUUACUAAAUCUGCUCAUGUGCCAUCUCCCCAUUUCCAAAUAGAGAGGGCUGUCUAACAAACAUGGAAAUAUUUGGGGGUAGAAAUAAAAAUGGUCUUUUGUACAUCGUAAUCUCAAUCCCUGAAUGAUAUCAUGGUCCUUCAUUGGUCAAAAGGCAAACCUGAAAAAGUUGCAUUUCACGCGUUUUCAAGGAAACUCAUUUUGUAUUUGACACUGUCCCUUUUCGUUAAAGGUCAUGAUAUCAUUCGUUCAGUAUGAAAUCUUGUGUGGGUAAUUUUCACUGACAAGCUUUGUCAGUUCUGAUUUUGCCUUUAGGUAUUGACAUGAUAUGUAGUACAUCCCUGUUUUGAACUCUUGUGUUGAACGCCGUGUCUGUGGUUUCAGUUGGUUUCUCUCAUUUGGCUUGCUUAUGAAAUUUACUCAGCAUUUCUACAGAUCUAGGGUAUGAUUAUGCAAAAUGUUUCAUUCCAUAUGAAAAAUGAACUGUUACGAUGAAUAAGUACAUUUUUAAUUAAAUUCUUGCUGUAUAGAAGGCGGGCAUGAUGUGUAAAAUAAACAAUUUAAUAGAAUUCUUAAUCUACAAGAUGAGCAUUUAAUUGGUCAAAAAUCAACAUUUUGGUGGUAUUUGCUCUAAGGUCUUGUGGCUUUUUUGUUAUUUUGUCUGGGGUUUUUUUGGUGUUUUUUCACCACUUUUCUGUAAAACUGUGCUUUCCAAAUGAAACACUUCUCGUGCUAUUUAUUUCAUUUAUUGUUAUCUAAUUAGAGCAGAUUUUUUGGUUAACAUUUCCUUUAGUAAUGUGUAGUUUUACAAGGUAGGUAUUCUAUGUUUCUGCAAUGUAUUUACACUUUUAUGAUUUCCUUUUUUCACGCAGUUUGAUUUUCUUUAACUUAAAAAUAUUUAUUGAAGAUGAAUCAUAUUUGACAGAAUAUUAAGCAUUUUUUGAAGAUUGCUUUUUCUCAGGUUUCGUGUCUGUUUACCUCGUGAUUUUCAAAUGAAGUUACACCUAGGUAAAUAACUUCAGAAUUGUUAGAACAUUGAAGUUAGUAUUAUGUUUAAUGAUUAUGCAAAACUAUAGUGGUGCUGCACUAGGGCUUGAAGCUCUGUAGCUUUUGCGUUUGCCUCUGGUUGAAAUUUGAACCACUUUUUCAUUUCACUUAACUUUCUGUACAGUAGAACUGCAAAGAAAACUUGUCGUUUCAGUCUUUUCUCCAGUGACUUCAGUUGCAUCCACACAGCAACGUCACUUAAAACCUAGUCUAAAAGUCAAGACUGUUUACAUUCUUCCCUUACGCUUGCCUUAUAAUAUGUGAAAGUCUGUUUAUUUCUUAAUGUACUAAUUGGUUUGAUCACAUACGGCAGCUAUAAGUUGAGAAAUCGUGAAGGUACAAUUAAAAAAGCUAUUUGGUGAUUUAAAAAUGCUUGUAAAUUUUCUUGAGCUGCUUUCAUUGUACUUAAUAGCUGAUGUCUUAGAUCACACAGUCACAAACAAGACAGUCUCUUGCAUACUUACGCUGUAUAUAGCAGCUUCAUAUUCAACCAGGAGACAGCAGCAAAUUGUAAGCAUGCUGUGGAAUGAUGAGCAGUAUUUUAAAUAAUAUUGAUGUAGAUAGGUUGUGUUGUAUUUUGUGCUCCUGAUACUCUGUCAAAUAUGAUAACUGAACAUGAAAUCAAAUAUGGUAUCAAAUUUUGAUAGAAACGUUGAUGAAUCAAAGCUGUGCAAAUGCUUGGAGUAGAGGGCUACAGGAAUUCAGUACUUACUGCUUGUAAAACGUAUUCAAGAAGUAUUUUCUAUAGUUCCAUUCACCAGUUAGAAUAUAAAAUGUGUGGUGUAGUAUGAUGAAAUGCAUUUUUGUCUGUCUGUUCCAUUAAAUUGUCUGUCAGUUUGUCAGUCACUAAAAUUGGAUCACAUACAUUCUUGUACAGUAGGGCUCAUUAAUGUGUUGUUGGCUGUGCCAUUAGUAGUACUCGUAUCAAGGCACUGCAUGUAACAGUUCUAAAGAAACAGCAGAUUUCUGACAGAGGCAAAUUUGGAGGAUAAGUUUGUUAUACUUGGAUUUCUUGCAUUCCAACCCUUUAUUUUUUAGCUUUUCACAUACAGUCCUAUAAUGUUGUUCAACCAGUAACAGUGGCCCCUCUGCAGUGUUUCUUUUCCAAAAGCAGUAAUCUGUCCUUAAGAGAGAGACAUUGCAAGAUCACUUCUGAAUCAAGACUCAUGACAUGUUAGAUAAUUUUCCCGAUGUCUUAAAAUUUAACUUAAAUUUAACAGUAAGGGUUGAAAUAAACUCAUGGCUGCAGAUAAGGUUUUGCCCACCUGUAACUUGAGACAGCACGGGCAUUUAAUGUUAGAACAGCAAUCUACUGGCAUGCUGUGGUUAGCUGUGCUUACCACAAGGCUUUACUAGAAUGACCUUAGGCAAUCAAACCGUAGCGUUCACAGUGCCUGAAUUUACGUGUGCAACAUUUGAGGUUUUUGUUUUUCUUUUUUUUCUUGAGGCACAGUACUAAAACUAGUUGGAAAGCUGGCCUAUAAACCUCUGGUCAUUUCAGUUUAAAGCAGUGAAAAUAUCUGUAGCUGAGAGAAACUUUACCUUUCUGGCAAGCAUGGAAUUUUUAAUUACAUAGUUGGCUAUAUUAACUAUAGUGUACUUUCAAAGGUUUAAAUGAAUUGAAGUUUUUUUUACAUAAAACUUAAUAGAUUAGUCUCUUAAAGAGCUACAUUUGCCUAAUCUCCUAACAUUUUUAUCUUUGCUUUCAUAGACUUUGCUCCUUGCCUCUAGAUUAUAAAUUCCCAGUCAGCCAAACUUUUCUUUUAUUGUUACUUUAGAUCAUGGAGUUCAUCGGAUCCCUUCUAUGCCAACGACAGAAGCAUCUUGACUCUCUCCACAAUGGACUCACCCACUUGUUAACAGGGACAUUUGUAAAUGCCUUGUGGAAGCCAUGUGGUGCUCACAUACCUAUAGUAGGUUCUGAAGUGAGUUCAAUGCUGCAUCCCUGCCCUAGACAGGACUAUAGCAUGACUUAAAGACAAACUGUGGCUUGUCUUGUGGCCUAGCAUAACAGUCAUCUGGACUGUAAUUGCUUCCAGUAGUUUUUCUAAUCAUAUCCAAAAGUUGCUAAAUAAUUUUUGUAAGGAAUACAUUUACCUCUGACCGUUUAAUCUUUUUUUGUUACCAUAUUAGCAGAUUGGAAUCUUGUAUUUGAUAUUUGAGACAUUGAUAUAGCACAGCGUCAAAAUCUUUCUUCUCCCAAAUCCAAAUGGUUCAAUAGAACUGAAUUUGCAAAAUGAAAUUUUAUUAAAGUUUCAUUUUUCAUGAUGACCCCUCACUUUACACACACACACUCACGCACUCAUUUUGAACCUGUUUCUUACAGAUGCUGUCUUAACGGUUUGCAAAUCAAUCUUGUUAUUUCCAUGGGUGGUUACUAUAGUGUAUAAACACUCAGUACUUUUGAGAGUGAAAUACAAUUCAAGUAUUUAUGCUGGUGUAUGAAUGGCAAUAUAUUAGUCAUCACUGAAGAGCAGUUAGAUUACAAAUCAGUAAUUUGGAAUUGUAAGGGGUGUAACAGUUCACUUUUCUUGAAGUACAAUUCAGAAGCCAGUCAUCUUUUCUAAUGCUCUGUGUUUUGUUAUAACAAUUCAGGAACUUGACAUGGAAAAUUGGGAAAGAAAUUGUGGAUUGUGCAGGUGUCUCACUAGCAUAAAUUUUUUGAAUGAGUAAUCCUUUUAACGUUGGGGAAUCUUUGCAUGUUUUCUUUUUCAUGUAUUUAUAUUUGGUCAUGUUGUACUUCAAAGAUGCAAUUAAUGCUUAAUUAUCUUCAUAUAUCUAAAGGAUCUGAGACAUUGGUGGCAAUGUUUUGGUACCUAAGUAUGCCAAUAAAAACAGAUUGCACAGAUGCAACUUUGAA
Molecule: messenger RNA, 8351 nt
Organism: Cygnus atratus (black swan)
Lineage: Eukaryota; Metazoa; Chordata; Aves; Anseriformes; Anatidae
Gene: ATP11B
Product: ATPase phospholipid transporting 11B (putative)
Exons: 29
Coding region: 232-3681 (1149 amino acids)
Biological process (GO): phospholipid translocation
Cellular component (GO): recycling endosome; endoplasmic reticulum; trans-Golgi network
Molecular function (GO): ATPase-coupled intramembrane lipid carrier activity; magnesium ion binding; ATP binding
Source: RefSeq, a predicted model, not a curated record